Molecule: messenger RNA, 879 nt
Organism: Canariomyces notabilis
Lineage: Eukaryota; Fungi; Ascomycota; Sordariomycetes; Sordariales; Chaetomiaceae
Exons: 2
Coding region: 1-879 (292 amino acids)
Source: RefSeq, a predicted model, not a curated record
AUGGAAUACGCAAAUCGUUAUAAGCGGAAACCUGCCACCGACAUCUUUACAGCAGACACAGAUAUCGACAGGCGAAAAUGCAGACGGACGGUUCCUAUGAAAGUUCUCAUAUUGGGCUUGGGGCGUACCGGGACAGCCUCCAUGCGAGCCGCCAUGCAGCAGCUGGGGUACGUUGACACGUACCACAUGAUGUCGUGCUCGAUCGAGAACCCGCCCGACGCGCUCCUCUGGAUGGACGCCCUGCGAGCCAAGUACGACGGCGUCGGCAAGCCCUUCACGCGGGAGCAGUGGGACAUGCUGCUCGGCAACUGCCAGGCCGUGUGCGACUGGCCGGCCAUUGCCUUUGCCAAAGAGCUGAUCGAGGCGUACCCAGAGGCCAAGGUGAUCCUCACGAACCGCGACGUCGAUUCGUGGCACGCCUCGACGAUGCGGACCGUCUACUGGCGCGUGACGGACCCGGAGCUGCGCUGGCUCUCCCACGUCAGCUGGGCCGCGGGGAUGUACUACCCCAUGCUCAAGAAGUUCUUUGACACAUUUUUCGAGGGCGACUUUCCGAACCGCGGCAAGGAGGUCUUCAAGAGGCACUACGAGGAGGUCCGCCGGCUGGUGCCCAAGGAGAAGCUGCUCGAGUACCACAUUACCGAUGGCUGGGAACCGCUGUGCAAGUUCCUUGGCGAUCCGGUGCCGUACGGCGUCAAGUUCCCCAACGUUAACGACAACAGGGACUUUGUUGAGAGGUCCAGGAGAAGGAACCGCAUGCAGAUGCUUAACGUCGCGCUCCGGGUGUUGCAUCUGAGCUUGGUUACCAUCUUCACGCUAUAUGCUGUUUAUUUGCUCGGUCUGUGGUUGUCUGCUUUUUCGUUAUCCUUGAAGCAUUAG